AUGUCUAAUAAAAAUAAAAAUAACAUGGACAAUACUCCCAAAACCUACGGUCCAAAGGCUACGAUUUUCGCUACAACAGCGCAGAACUUUCUAUUAAUUGGAUUGGGCACGGAAAUAGGAAUGCCCACAAUUGUUAUUCAACAAUUAUAUCAAAAUUCGGACAGUGAAUUCUCAUUAACAUUAACUGAAGUUUCGUGGUAUGGGAGUAUAUUGUUUAUAUUUCAUCCGACCGGAAGUUUUCUAUCGGGAUUCCUGCAAGAAAGAUAUGGAAGGAAACGGUGCAUGAUUCUCGCCAACGUCCCCAGUACUUUCGGAUGGAUAUUGCUGUACUACACAGUUUCACUUUACUCGUCCACCGUGAUGAUGGGUUUGGGCAUAGGAUUCAGCGAAGCCCCGAUAUUGUCGUACAUCGGCGAAAUAACCGAACCGAGACUCAGGGGAUCGAUAGCUUCAUUGGCGUGUACCUCGUCUAUGCUUGGAGUGUUGUUGACUUACUUUUUGGGAUAUUUAUUCGAAUGGAGAACCGUCGCAUUGCUGAGUACACUUUGUCCGAUCACGUGUAUAUGCCUUGUGAUUUUGAUUCCAGAGUCUCCAGUGUGGCUGGUUUCCAAAGCGAAAAACGAAAAAUCCAAAAAGACCUUGUGUUGGUUAAGAGGGUGGGUAGAACCCGAAAUUGUCAAAACCGAACUCCUUGAACUCAUCCGAUAUAACGAAGUAUCUGGAACUCAUCGAAGAACCGACGAUGUUAAUCUUAGGAAUUUAUCAUCAAAAUUAGCCGAGCUUAAAGAUCCUUCGAAUGGCUAUAUCUACUCAACUCCUUGGAUUCCUAUAACUAUAUUAUGUGGCAUUAACUUUUUUGGAGCUUCAGUCAUUAUUUUGCCAUGGAUGUUACUUAGUGAAGUUUUUCCAAACAAAGUCCGAGGUGUUGCGACUGGCUCAUCUGCAGGAUUGUCUUAUUUAUUAAUAUUCAUAUUAACAAAAUCAUACAUAGAAAUAGUGAUUCUAUUGACCUUGGAAUACACUAUGGUUCUCUUGGGUUGUUUGGGCAUUUUUGGAUCACUCUACUUAUACUUUUAUUUACCAGAAACGGAAAAUAAAACACUAUUAGAAAUCGAAAAAUUGUUUACAUAA
This is a messenger RNA of Macrosiphum euphorbiae (potato aphid), 1131 nucleotides long. NCBI's taxonomy places the organism in Eukaryota, Metazoa, Arthropoda, Insecta, Hemiptera, Aphididae. The record is from the annotation of a GenBank genome assembly.